This is a messenger RNA of Leptosomus discolor (cuckoo roller), 4339 nucleotides long. It is a transcript of the gene SMC4, whose product is annotated as structural maintenance of chromosomes 4. Lineage: Eukaryota; Metazoa; Chordata; Aves; Leptosomiformes; Leptosomidae. Gene Ontology annotation, biological process: mitotic chromosome condensation. Gene Ontology annotation, molecular function: ATP hydrolysis activity; protein binding; ATP binding. Gene Ontology annotation, cellular component: condensin complex; chromosome. The record is from RefSeq and is a predicted model, not a curated record.
CAAACAUGUAGGUAUAUUCCUUAGGGGAUUGUAGUUCAAUGCUUAGAUCACGGGGUUUUCUUGUUUAUGUUAGCAAAGGAGAUAGAUCCCUUCAGUAGUUUGAUUGCUUGGAAUGGAAGUGGAACAGCCAGCAGAGAUCGUGCCAAGCAAGAGCACCAAAACCUCGACAGCAGCCCCUCGGAAAGGCAGAGAGCCCUUAGAGAAGUCCACCAGUGACAUGGAAGUGGAAAACGAAGGUGACAGACAGCUUGGCGAAGUACCUCCAGAAGCAGUCUCAGAUGAGGUGCUUGAUAAUCGAAGUUUAGAAGAGAUUUUGAGUAGCAUCCCUCCUCCCCCGCCUCCAGCAAUGACCAACGAAGCUGGUGCUCCUCGUCUCAUGAUAACCCAUAUUGUAAACCAGAACUUCAAAUCCUAUGCAGGGGAGCAAAUUUUGGGACCUUUUCAUAAGCGUUUUUCAUGUAUUAUUGGGCCAAAUGGCAGUGGAAAGUCCAAUGUCAUUGAUUCAAUGCUUUUUGUGUUUGGGUAUCGAGCACAAAAAAUCAGAUCCAAAAAACUCUCUGUGCUGAUCCAUAAUUCUGACGAACAUACAGACAUCCAGAGUUGUUCUGUGGAAGUCCACUUCCAAAAGAUCAUUGACAAGGAAGGAGAUGAUUACGAAGUCAUUCCUAACAGCAAUUUUUGUGUGUCUAGAACUGCCUAUAGAGAUAAUUCUUCCGUUUACCACAUCAAUGGAAAGAAAAAGACAUUCAAAGAUGUUGGUAUUCUUCUUCGACACCAUGGAAUUGAUCUGGACCAUAACAGGUUCUUAAUUUUACAGGGGGAAGUUGAGCAGAUCGCAAUGAUGAAACCAAAAGGCCAGACCGAACAUGACGAAGGCAUGCUUGAAUACUUAGAAGACUUAAUAGGAUCUGCACGACUAAAAGAUCCUAUCCAAACUCUGUGUCACAGAGUAGAGAUCUUAAACGAACAGAGAGCAGAAAAGUUAAUUAGAGUUAAAAUGGUGGAAAAAGAAAAGGAUGCCUUGGAAGUGGACAAGAAUAAAGCCAUUGAAUAUCUUUGUUUGGAAAACAAACUGUUUAAAGAAAAGAAUCAUAUCUGCCAAUACUAUAUCCAUGACCUAAAGAAACGAAUAAAUGAUAUGGAAAUGCAGAAAGAAAAAAUUAAUGAAGAAACGAAAGGCGUUAAUGAGAAGAGCAGUAAACUUGCAGAUGAAAUGAAAACCAAGAAUAAAGCUGUGAAAGAAGUUGAAAAGAAACUCAGUAAAGUUACAAAGUUCAUAGAGGAAAAUAAAGAAAAAUUUACUCAGUUGGAUUUGCGGGAUGUUAAAGUAAGGGAAAGUCUCAAACAUGCCAAAAGCAAGGCUAAAAAACUGGAGAAGCAACUUCAAAAGGACAAAGAGAAGGUGGAAGAAUUGAAAACUGUACCUUCCAAUAGCAAAAAAGCGAUCAGCGAAGCAACGUCUAAGAAAGAGCUUCUUGAAGAGACAAAAGAGAAAGAAGAAGAAAAGCUCAAGCAGGUUAUGAGUAGCCUUAAGGAGGAAACACGAGGACUUCAGAAAGAGAAAGAGAGCAAAGAGAACGAGCUCAUGGAGUUCAGUAAAGACGUGAAUGAAGCCCGCUCGAAGAUGGAGGUGGCCCAGUCAGAGCUGGAGAUCUAUCUCAGCCGACAUAACGCUGCUGUGGCUCGGCUCAAUCAGGCAAAGGAGGCUCUGAUGAAUACUUCAAAAACUCUGCAGGAAAGGAAAGCUGCUAUCAAAGAUAUAGGUGUAAAAUUACCCCAAGCUGAACAGGAAUUGAAGGAGAAAGAGAAGCAGUUUGAGAAGCUGGGAAGAGAAGAAUCAGGUGCUAAGAAUCUCCUUCGAAAUCUGCGUCAAAAAGUAGAAGAAGCCAAAAGUUCUUUAGCACUAAGUCGCAGUCGGGGAAAAGUGCUGGAGGCUCUGCUUCAGCAGAAGAGGUCUGGAAAGAUUGGUGGAAUAUAUGGAAGACUGGGAGACUUGGGAGCCAUCAGUGACAAGUAUGAUGUUGCUAUUUCAACGUGUUGUGGCAGCUUAGACCACAUUGUGGUGGAUACAAUUGAUACUGCACAGGAAUGUGUGAAUUUCCUAAAGGCGACAGGAGUUGGAGUUGCCACGUUUAUAGCCCUGGACAAAAUGGCUGUAUGGGAAAAACAAAUGAAAAAAAUCCCAACUCCUGAAAAUGCUCCUCGGCUGUUCGAUCUGGUGAAAGUGGACGACGGGAAGGUCCGCCUGGCGUUCUACUUCGCGCUGCGUGACACUCUGGUGGCCAACAACCUGGAAGAAGCCACCAGAAUAGCAUUCCAAAAAGAUAAAAGGUGGAGGGUGGUAACGCUGAAAGGAGAAAUCAUUGAACAGUCAGGAACUAUGAGUGGUGGUGGGGGUAGAAUAAUGAAGGGCAGAAUGGGCUCCUCAGUCGUAACGGAUGUUUCAGAAGAAGAGGUCAAUAAACUGGAAUCUCAGCUGCAGAAGGAUUCUCGAAGAGCAGUACAGUAUGAAGAAGAGAAGUUACAACUCGAGGAAGCCAUAAGAAAACUGGACCAAGAUGUGCGGGAAAUGAGAAAUACUUUGGAAAAGUACACAGCCAGUAUCCAGAAUUUAGCUGAACAAGAAAUUCAUCUACAGACCCAAGUGAAGGAAUUUGAAGCUAAUGUAAUUGCUGCUGCUCCAGACAAAAACAAACAGAAGGAAUUGGAAAAAAUCAUCAAUACUUACAAAAAAGAUUAUGACUGCGCCGCUGAGAAAGCCGGUAAAAUCGAAAGCGAAGUGAAACGGUUACACAACCUCAUCGUCGAGAUCAAUAACCGUAAACUGAAAGCCCAACAAGACAAACUCGACAAGAUCAACAAGGAGAUAGACGAGUGCUCUUCAGCCAUCACCAAAGCCCACGUGGCAGCCAAGAGCGCGGACAGAAACCUGAAAAAAAAUGAAGAGUCUGUUCUUCGCACGGAGAAGGAAAUUGAAGAGAAUAAGAAAGAAAUUAAAGACUUAAUGGAAGAGCUGACUACGCUGGAAGACGAAGCUACGAAGGUGGUAAACGAAUGCAAGCAAGCUGAGGAGACGUUGCCAGCCCUUCAGGAGGAGCGCUCCGGUUUGCUCCAGGAGAUUGCAGCUAUUAAAGAUGAUGAACACGCACUUCAAAAGGAAGCUCUUAAUAUUAAGCUGAAAAUUGAGCAAAUUAAUAGUCACAUUUCUGCACACCAGGCAAAGAUCAAAUACUGGCAAAAAGAGAUAUCAAGAUUAUCACUGCACCCCAUAGAGGAUCAACCCCCUGAAAAGCUGCCGGUAUUCAGCGAAGAGGAGCUUGAGGCUAUCAAGGAUCCCGAUGCUCUCACGAAUCAAAUCGCUCUGCUGGAAGCCCAGUGCCACGAGAGGAAGCCCAACCUCAGCGCUAUUGCAGACUAUAAGCAGAAGGAAGAGCUGUACUUGAAACGUGUGGCUGAACUGGAUGACAUUACCAACGAGAGAGACAACUUCCGGCAAGCUUCUGAAGAUCUGAGGAAACAAAGGCUAAACGAGUUUAUGGCAGGAUUUAACGUCAUAACAAAUAAACUGAAGGAAAACUACCAGAUGCUUACUUUGGGAGGGGAUGCUGAAUUAGAACUUGUGGACAGUCUGGAUCCUUUCUCCGAGGGAAUCAUGUUUAGCGUCCGGCCUCCGAAGAAAAGCUGGAAGAAGAUCUUUAACUUGUCAGGAGGAGAGAAGACGCUCAGUUCGCUGGCUCUAGUGUUUGCUCUUCAUCAUUACAAGCCAACGCCGCUCUACUUCAUGGAUGAGAUUGACGCAGCACUUGACUUCAAAAACGUAUCUAUCGUGGCGUUCUACAUCUACGAGCAAACGAAGAACGCCCAGUUUAUCAUCAUCUCCCUGCGAAACAACAUGUUUGAGAUCGCAGACAGACUGAUUGGGAUUUAUAAGACUCACAACACCACGAAAAGCGUGGCCACAAACCCCAAAGUUAUCGCAGCCAAAGCCCCGCCUGAACUCAACGCUUGGACCAGUGAGAACGCCCGUAGCUGGAUGAAGCGAUGGGUACGUGUGCGACCCAACCUGCCGUCGGGAAGAGCAGAGGGGAACACGGCGGCAAGGCAGCGCGGUAACUUCGGGGCUGCCACCGAGACGGGGCCUCAGCUUUCUGCAGCAGUGGCAGAGGAGCUGCGGGGCAGGAUGAUCCCUGGGGAAGGCGACCAGGGGAGCGAGGCGUUGUUUUCACCUGCAAGAGACACUCCUGAGCCAGCAACGGUCUGGUCAGGCCGUCAGAGGCCACCGUGGUAUAUCUGCACCCUGUGCUGUCCGCAGCGGGCUGCUCAGACACCUGGAAACUGA